This is a messenger RNA of Eupeodes corollae, 7590 nucleotides long. RefSeq names its product myc protein (gene Myc). The transcript is spliced from 3 exons. Gene Ontology annotation, molecular function: RNA polymerase II cis-regulatory region sequence-specific DNA binding; protein dimerization activity; DNA-binding transcription factor activity, RNA polymerase II-specific. The record is from RefSeq and is a predicted model, not a curated record. Gene Ontology annotation, biological process: regulation of transcription by RNA polymerase II. The coding region runs from base 1202 to 3331 and encodes 709 amino acids. Lineage: Eukaryota; Metazoa; Arthropoda; Insecta; Diptera; Syrphidae.
UAGGCAAUAUUGCCAUGCCGGCCGCCAGUUACCGCACUAAAUUCACAACCGAACGGUCGGGUAGAAACAAAACCUGCGAAUAGUUCGUCUUAAGCGCGCUGGUUGUAAAGGCGUCUUUUUCUUAAAGCGCUGACUUUCUUCCUCCAUUCAAAUCCGUUGAAUGUGUAAUAUUCUCCUCCACUACUAAUUGUGUGAGAGAUAAAUUUAUUUUGUGGGAAAUAUAUAUAUUCUAAAAAAUUCUGUUAUACUCUAAACAAAAUAAUAUUAUCCAAAUGUAAAAUCAAAGAAAUAACAAAAAUAAAAACCGAGAAGUUAAAUAUCCCGCUAUAAUAUAUAAAAAUACAGUUCGCUAAAAUAAUCAUCAGUUUAAUUUUUGUUUCUUCCUGAAUGAGAGACACGGUGUGAAAAACUAAAGCAUAUUUUUGUUUUUCUCAAAUUUGCAAGGCAAUUUCAAGAAAAUUAAAAGAAAAUAACGAUUAACAAAGUUUCAACAAAAAAAAAAAAGCCGCAAAUUUUUAUAACAGUAAAACUUGAAAAGAAAAGUACUCAAAAAAAAAAACUACCGCAAUUAUUUUGAAAAAAAAAAAUUAUCUAUAUUUCUCCAUUUAAAUAAAAGAGAAGAAAGUGUUGUCCUCCCGUGGUGUCAUGCAUGCACCAGCAACAACUAUCUGUAAACAGAAACACCACCUUUGUCAGCCUCAGCCUGAGUCUCAACAUCCUUUUAACUACUCUACCAGCAGCUUCAACCAGUUCCAGCAAAAUCAAAAUAAAAAAACAACGACGAGCGCUAAAAAACAAAGUCCAAAAAAUUUUGCCGCUAGUCAAAGAUUAAUCGAAUUAAAAAACAUCAUUGUUCCCUUGAAGAGAAUAUUUUUAAGUUCGCGAAUUUUAUUGCAAGUGUCAAAAAAACUGUGUUGGUGAAAAAGAAUUUGCAAAAUAAAAAAUUGAUUUUAUGUUUUCUUUUUUUUUUUUUGGGAAAAAAUAAAUAAAAAUAUUAUUUUCCUGACAUUUUUAUAACAAAAAGAGAAAAAAAAAUCAAGUGUGAUAAAUUUUUGUGGAUUAAAUCAAUUACCGUUAGACGUUAAUUUGAUUUCCUGAAAAAGAGCCUCUAGUGCUAAGAGAAAAACAAAAUCGUAUUAUUGUUACGAUCAUAAUAUCUUUUGAUAGCAAUUCAAGAAGAGAAGAAUAAAUAUUAAACAAAAUGACGCAGUUUUAUCCAAGCGCAUUUAGUUCGUCAAGUUCGCUACUCGAUCCGGACUGGAAUGAUAGCGAUACAUUUGGCCAAAAUUAUGGUAUCAUAAGUGCCGAUCCUGAAGAACUCUUUGAGGGUCUAUGUUCGAUACCGCGCAGCAUAUGCGACGAUAUAAGACUCCUCGAGUCGGCAGGUCCCGAAUUUCCAGGAAGUGAACAUUCUGAUGAUCUUGAUGAUACAGCAUUGCCAGAGAUUCGAAAUUACAAUUGUAUGUGGUCGGGCAAAUGUUCGCCGGAAAAUAGAUCAAGCACAUCGUCAUCAAGUGAUAAUGUAUCAGAUUCAGUACCAAUGGCAGCGAUAAUUGGUAACAGUCACAAAAUGAUUGCAACAGUCAUUAAAACAGAACCCAUUGACGAAACAGACAACGAAUUGCAAUCAUUUUCGUCACAGUCACGUCAAAGUCAAAUACAACAACAAACGACGACACAGCAACAACAACAGCAGCAACAACAAUAUACAAAUCAACAGAGCAUGCAAAAGAUACCGCCAGGCACGUCAUUGCUUUUAAAUUCAAGAAAAACGACAAACCAACAACAACAACAACAACAGCAGACGACACAGCAACAAAUUCAUAAUAAAAAAUUUAAAAACAGCAACAGUAUACAAAAUCCAGUGAUACCGACAACAGAAUUCAUACGUGAUCGCGAUUUAAUAUCUUCAUAUGGAUCGCCCACAUUCGGCCGGCCCGAUACACCGCAUAGUUUGGAAGAGGACGACGACGAUGCAACAGAAUUCAAACAUUCAUAUGAUUUGACAGCGUGUGUGAUGGGAUCGAAUAAUAUAUCUUUGUUGGAGGCAAAUGAUCCUGACAAAAUGAUGGCCAUCAAUAGAUUGCGCGAACAGCUAGAAGAUACUAACAAGAAGAUUGAACCAAGUCAUGAUGGCUCAUUGGCGGAUGUUAUAAGUGUCAUUGGUAAAGAUACAAUAUUCGACAAGAGUUGUCGUAGCAAAGAUGACGAUGAGGGUUUCUUCGAUCGGCAAUAUUCUUCGUCGUCACAACAAAAUAAUAGCUCAGCCGGUUGGGAUUCCUCGGAUGAUGCAUCAUCAUUUGAUGGCGAUGCAACUUCAAUGCUGUCUAAAAGAAGUGGUUGCUCUUCAUCUAUGUCGUUUUCAUCAUCGAAUCCAAUUGGAGGCAAUACUGCCUAUCCAAUCAAGCACAGUGAUCACAGCUAUACAAGAAGUAAAGACGGAAUCGAAGACAUAAGUCCAAAUCUGGAAACUCCAUCUGAUUCGGAUGAAGAAAUCGAUGUUGUAUCAAUUGGUGAUAAAAAACUCCCAACAAAUCCAUCAGACAAAGAUCGUAGAGCCCUUCAAACAAAAGUCGCUCAUAAAUUUUCAGCUGCUCGUAUUGUUAAAACACCCGGUGGCAUAAGAACAAUACCACCACGAAGACGGGUCUCAUAUGACUUACCCUAUACACCAAACAGCACUGUAAGUCCAAUCAAAUCAGGUUCAUCUUUAGCUGCAUCUCGUUAUCCAUCGCCAACAAGUACACCCUACAGCAGCAGUAGUCUUUAUUCUUCUUCCUCAUCUUCGUCAUCGUCAUCAACAAAAUACCAUCAUCAUCAUCAUCACCAUCAUAGCAGUACAUCGUCAUCGUCAAGAAAACGUAUUGCAGCAGCUAACUGCAGUAUACGAACAGGUGGUGGAAGUGGUAGCAGCAAUAGUGUCAUCAUAAAUGGUUCGAAUUCCGAUGAGUUUAUGCCACCGAGCAAGCGUCAUCGUGGUAAAAAACAAAAGACAACACCCUCGAGUGUUUCGAUUAAACGACAUUAUAGCUUAGAUGAGGUUGAUACCAUCGAGAAGCGUAAUUUACACAAUGACAUGGAACGUCAACGUCGAAUUGGUCUUAAGAACUUAUUUGAAGCUUUGAAAAAACAAAUACCCAGCAUAAAGGAUAAGGAACGCGCACCAAAGGUAAAUAUCCUAAGAGAAGCAGCUAAAUUAUGCGAGAAUCUUACGCGUGAGGAACAACAUUUAAGCGAUCAUAAAGAAAUGCUCAAAGAACAAUUGAGAAAACGUCAGGAAAUUUUAAAUCAACUUCGAUCCAAACAACAUAAAUCCACCAGAGGGUGUUGAUGAUUAAACAAAAACAAAAAAAAAAAACAAGUAACUAAAAGUUAUUUUUAAAAAACAAACAAAAAAUGCUGUAAAUAUAUAUUAAAUUUUUCUUUUCUAUAUCAAAAGAAAAAGAAAAAAAAGGGUAAAUAAUCUGUGACCAAAGGGUAAGAAUAGGAAAGAAUUGAAAAAAAAAACAAAACAAAAUAAAACAAAAAAUUAACAAUUGAAAUAUGAUAUUUAGGGAUACAACAAAUGUUUUCAUCAAAAAAUUGCUUCUUAUUAUUAUUAUUAUAUAUUCUAUAUGAAUAAACUAUAUAUUAUACAUAUAAAUGAAUAAAAUCUGUACAUAUGUGAAUAUGUAUAAAUUAGAAUAUUUAAACAAAACAAAAAAAAACACUAUGGUCAGGUGAUAAUCUCCUUUAGGCCGAUAACUGUCGAUUUUCAUUAAGGAUUUUAAAUAUAUAUAAAUACUUUUUUUUUAAUUUUUAUUUUUAUCUUAUCUUAACACAUUAUAUUUAAUUAUAUAUAUACUUAUAUACAUACAAAUUGAUAAAUCUUAGAGUAGACAAACAAAAUAUAAUUUUUUAAUGAUAUUAUAUUUUGUGUUUUUUUUUUCUUAAAAAAUUUCAUUAUAAAUAUUCGCUCUAGAAUAGGUUUCAAACGAUUGUAUUCUUAUCUUCAAUAUAUAUGAAUAUAUAUAAAUAUACAUCCACUUAUAUAUGACAUUUAUAUAUGUAUGUAUAUACAAAAUUAUUUAAAUGAAUUGCUAAAGAGCUUAACUACUAUAUAUAUACUUUACUAUACUGUCAAUGCAUUUCAAUAUAUACCUAUAUAUAUAUAUAUACCAACAACAAUAAUAAAUUGUGUCAAGCGAUUGAUUUAACCUUUGACACACCUACAAAAACAAAACAAAAUAUUUAAUAUUAGAUAAAGAAACUGAAUUUUUUUUCUUUUUUGGACAAUAAUUGUUAAAAACAUUUUUAAACAAAAAUUACGAAUAUCUACUUAAUUGGAUUAAAAUAAUAUUUCAUUAAAAAAAAAAGAAAUAACGAACCAUUUUCUUUUCUAUAUACCUAUUUAAUAUAUAAAUUUAAGUCCUAUAUCUCGUUUGAAGCAAAAAUCAUUCGUGUCGCUUAAUUGCUUUAUUCGAUUUGAUUUAAACGUGUUUUGCCAUUUUAACAUACUCUGAAAUUCUAUGCUGGAAGCCCAGUUCUCUGACAUUCUAUUUUGACCGAUUUUCAAUCUUUCUAUGCUAUUCGUCUGGUGCGUUGCGCUUCAAAUCUAUCUAAGUAGGUACCUACUUUGUGUACAUUCUUUAAACAGAAAAGAUAAAUUGAAUGAAUUUGAUUUGUAUAAUGGAUAGCAAAACAAACAAACAAACAAUAUAAAUGGCAACGUGUAGCUAUUUGCAAUUCCAAGCGAUACCACUGCCGGCAAAGAGAAAGGUCAAUGAUUCAUUUCCAAUCUUCAACCAUACCUUUUUCUCCUUUAAUUCUCCUUUUUUAUAUUUUUGUUUUCUUCUUAUACUACUAAUAUUGUAUUACUUACUAUGCCUCGCGUGCAACACUAUACAUAUUUAAAUAAAUGAAAAAUAAAACAAAAAAUAAUAACUUAUUUCUUUUUUCAACAUGAAUUCGCCGGCCGGCAAAAUUGAAGAAUAAAAAAAAAACAACAUUGAAAACAAACACCGAAUAAAAAAAAUAAAACAUAAUAAAAAAAUUAAACACAAACUGGGAAUAUCAAGUAUGCUUGCUGUGCUUGCUGCCCGCCCGAAGUGCAUGCUUUUCUCCCUCUCGAUUUUUAUUUUUCUAAAUAAUUUGUAUCUUAUUCGGUUUUGUUUUGCAUGCUACACGUGUAUCUCACAAUCGAGAAAUACGGAUACAAUAUCUUUUAUUUUUUUUUCCAAUCUUGAAUUUUUAUUUUUAAUAUGUAAAUAUUACUUGUUUUAUUAAAUCAAUCAAUCCUUUGACACCCUUUAUGAAUGAUAAUAAAAUAAAAAAAAUAAAAAAAAGAAAAGUAAAUAAACAAGGCUAACCAUAAUCAUGGAAUAUUUAAACAAAAAUAGUACAAAUAGAAUUAACGAAUAUACAAUUUGAUUACAAUGCAAAUCUUUUGAACACCUUUUUUUAUCUAACAAAAAUUACAAACAAGAAAAAAAUAAAUAUUAAAAUUAAACUUAGAAGAAACAAAAUUUAAAAAAAAAAAAACUAAAAACUAAUAAAAUAUGUAAAAUAAAACUAACAAAAUAGAAAUCCACAUUUGUUUUAUGAUUAUAUUAUGCAUACCUACCUUACUAUAUAAGACACCUUUCACCUUUUUCUUCGUAAAUACAUAUAUAUACGUAUAUAUACAUAAUUUCUAUGAAUUUAAUAAUGAAUUGAAUAAAUAAAAAUGAAAAGAAUAUAAACACCCUUUAACUGACUUAAAACUAAACUUCUGUGCUUUUUUUUUUCUUUGUUAAUUUGUAAAGAUUUUUAUAAUAUUUUUUUUUUGUGUAGAAGUGUUUAUUAUUAUAUAAAAAUAAAAUAAUGAAAAAAAGCAAAUAAAAAAUAAAAACAAGAAAUCUAGCGACACACAUUAAUUUGUGUAUAAUUCUUUUUUUUUUUAUUUGUUGCUUUCUCUAUAAUAUUAUGUAAAACAAAAACCAAAAUAAUGAAAUUCAUAAUAAUUGAUAAACUUUAAAUAACAUCGAUAAAAAAAAAUAGUUAAGCAAAAAUAUAAAUAUAUAAAAAAAUAUAUAUUAUUAUAAAAAAUGUGUAUAAAUGAAAAAAUUACAGUUCCUUUUAUAAAUAUUAUUAUUAACAAAAUAAAAAAUAAAUAAAAUCUACGCCAUCUAGUGUAGAAAUAUGAUGAUGAGCAUGAAAUAAGUUUUUCUUUUCGCAAAAUGAAGUUUUGAAUAAUGAAAAUAUCUUCUUUUAUUUUUUAGUUUUACAAUUUUUUUAUUUUUUUUUUGUAUAAAAUAAAAUAAGUGUAUUUUUGAUUAAUACCUAAUAUUAUUCUUGAUGAAAACGAAUUAUAGAUAUAGUUGAUAAGGGAAGACGGCGAAGGUUCAAAACCAUAAUUGUUCAACAAAAAGUUCGUAAAGCCCUCUUAGAGUUGUUGUUAGAAGGAUUAUUCAAGCUAGUUAGGGUGUUUUUGAAUAUAGGUACCUUUUACUAAAUUGGUUACAAAUUAGAACACUACUUUUAAGUGUAGAAAUGAUUAUAAUACGGCAAUAAACUGGAUUUGUUUUUUUUUUUUUUUCAUUUUGCCGUGUGAUUAGUGUUGUUAUUUAUACACGAAAAAUUUAUAAACAAAUUAAUUCAAAAUAUGAAAUUAAAAAAAUAUGUAUAAUAAAUUUAAUAAACUUUUUAAAAAUAAAAAAAAAACACACAAAACAAAAUCAGGGGUAAUAAUUGUUCUUAUGCAGUCGUUUUAUUUUUCGUUAAACUAAUUAAAAGUUGAGAAUUAAAAUAAAUGCUUUGAAAUAUAAAAAAAUAAGAAAAAAAAAACAAUAUUUAACCAAAUAUUUACUAAACAAAACAGAAUAUUAUAUAUUGUAUACAAAUUAUUAACAAAAUAAAAAAAAAUAAUAGGAUUUUUUGAUGAAAACAAACAAAAAGAAGAAAAGAAAAUAAUAAAAUUGGUUAAAUAAGAACAUACGAGUAUAUAAUAUUAUAUUAUGAGUAAAUAUACAACAAAAAUGUUAUAUUUACAAAUAAAACAAACAAAUUCUUUUAUUCGUUCUUCCCUUUUUUUAUUUUUCUAUAAAUAUAAGUAUUUUUUUUUUUUAAUAUAAGUUAUUUUCAAUAGUUUUUAAACAUUUUUUCGAUAUAUUUACUUAAAGUUUAUUAAAUACGUUGUUAAGUAAUUAUAUGUAAAACAAAUUAAUAAAAACAACUGUUGAUAGUAAAUUUUAAGUUUAUUUUUUUUUUCGUUUAUUCAGUGUAAUUAGAAAGCUUCAUACAUAAAUAGAUAUAUGUAACCUAAAACAGUAACAACAUUUAUGAAAAAAAAAAAAUAAUAACUAAUACAGCAUAACAUGGUAAUAUACGUUUACUCUUUUUUUUUAAACAAAAUAUUUUUUCCUUUUUUUUUAAAUAUAUGUAAACAUUUGCCCAAAUAUCCUGAAGACACAUUUAUUCACAAUUUCAGUGAGUUUGGCAAUUUAAUGAGGAUACAUCUUUAGACGAAAGAGAAAAAAUAAAAGAUAUUGUAAAAAGCUAUUUAAUGAUUUUUCAAGAGCACACAACACACAUGGAAUAUUGUUUAAUGUAAUUCUUAAAUUAAAACAAAAA